Didymella exigua CBS 183.55 is the source of this 1296-nucleotide messenger RNA. Its product is annotated as glycoside hydrolase family 16 protein. The transcript has a single exon. NCBI's taxonomy places the organism in Eukaryota, Fungi, Ascomycota, Dothideomycetes, Pleosporales, Didymellaceae. The coding region runs from base 71 to 1234 and encodes 387 amino acids. Gene Ontology annotation, biological process: carbohydrate metabolic process. The record is from RefSeq and is a predicted model, not a curated record. Gene Ontology annotation, molecular function: hydrolase activity, hydrolyzing O-glycosyl compounds.
UUGUGGCUGAGAAAAGCAGGUUGCUACGUCAUUUUCAUUAAUUUACAUUCCACAACAUCAACUAACAGCCAUGUCUUCUUUUGACAAGCUUUUCGCAAAGGGCAAAGCCAAGGUGAAGGAGCUUCAGGCUCAGCAUCUUGGAGGGCAGUCGCAGCAUCAGCAAGGCUACCCGAGCCAACAGCCGCAACAAGGCUAUCCGCAACAGCCGCAGCAGGGCUUUAACCCGCAACAACAGUACUCACAGUCGCAAUAUUCAGGAGCUCAGUAUCCACCGCAAGGACAAUACGGGCAGCCUCAACAGCAGUAUCAGCAGCCUCCGCAGCAAUGGGGGCCGCCACCACCUCAGCAGCAGGGCUUCGCACCGCCUAUCCCACAGAAUAAGCCGCAUUCACCGGCGCCGCCAAUCCCCCAGAACCGUCCAACCUCAGCGCAGCCUCCGCCUCCCCAGAACAUACCACCUCCAUACAGUGAGCGGGUGUACUGGAAGCCUUCAUUCGAUGCCGCUACGCCGGUAUCGCAGAACUUUAGGCAUGAGCUUGGUGAUCAUGGCUGGGGCAACGACGAGAAGCAGAACUACACUGACUCACCUGCGAAUUCCUUCCACCAUGACAACCGUCUUGUCGUGCGCGGACUGGUCCAGAAUGGCACCUAUACUUCUGCGCGCUUGACGUCUCACCAGACAUUGUCCAGACCGCGAGGCUACAUUGAAGCCACCACCCUCCCACCGAGCGCACCAGGCAUCUGGCCUGCCUACUGGAUGCUGCCAUGCGAGCCUUUCAAUUGGCCUGGCGACGGCGAGGUCGACAUUAUGGAGAACUGGAAUGACGAGAAGACAAACCACUCGUGUCUACACUGGGGACAUUACAACGGCGAUGACGCGCAGAAGCACAGAGUAGUACAGACACCGCUGCCAGACCUCACGACGAGACCACACACGUACGGCUUUGCCUGGCUUGAAGAGGAAGGCAUACCAGAAUGGCGCGGAAGACUCAUCUGGUACAUCGAUGGCAGGCCAGUCAUGAAAGGCAACAUCCCUGCGGGUUCGCGACGGAUGGAGGACUACAGAAUUUUGAUAAAUAUUGCAAUGGGUGGAACUUGCAACAAGGGCAAGCUGCCGAAUGAUGGUUACUACGACCUUGUCGUCAGCGACUUGAAGAUGUGCGAGGAGCCGGUCGGUGGAUGGCAAGCUUUCGAACAAGCGUGGAGUGCCACACCAGAGGGUAAAGUUAUGUAGACCCCCGGUCGUGCCAAGCAUGACCGGUGCGUUGCCGUCAAUUGAAAAUGUUUCCCUGCCGA